Molecule: messenger RNA, 1716 nt
Organism: Talaromyces rugulosus
Lineage: Eukaryota; Fungi; Ascomycota; Eurotiomycetes; Eurotiales; Trichocomaceae
Exons: 2
Coding region: 1-1716 (571 amino acids)
Biological process (GO): transmembrane transport
Cellular component (GO): membrane
Molecular function (GO): transmembrane transporter activity
Source: RefSeq, a predicted model, not a curated record
AUGACUGGCCCCGUGCAAAAAUCCGCUGACGACGCGGUGCUCGCGCGGCUGGGCAAGAAGCAAGUUCUUCGGCGUCGGUUUGACUUCUGGUCGCUCUUCGGUUUUGCCGUGUGCGAGCUGAUUACCUGGGAAACGGUGCUGGCCCUGUUCAGCCAGGGCCUGGAGAAUGGCGGACCUAGUGGGCUGCUGUACGGGUUUAUCAUUGCCUGGAGCUCGACUCUGUCUGUGUACACGGUCAUCUCGGAACUGGCCUCGAUGGCGCCCAUCGCGGCCGGUCAGUACUACUGGGUAUACAUGCUCUCGUCGGAGCGGUACCGCGUGUUUGCCAGUUAUGUUGUUGGCUGGCUGACCUCGCUCGCAUGGAUUGCGACGGUGGCUACGGAGACGCUGUUCGCCGGCACCAUGCUGCAGGGGCUCAUCGUGCUGGACUAUCCCUCCAGCUUCGUGCCCGCGGACUGGCAGGCCACGCUGCUCACUUGGGGUGUGGCCCUGGUAUCGACCUUGAUCAACGCGGUGAUUCCAGGAAUGCUACCGCGGAUUGAGCUUGGUACCGUAGUGUUUCACAUUGCCGGAUUUAUUGCCAUCAUCGCCGUGCUCUGGCACUUUACCGACCCGUUUCACUCGGCCGAGUUUGUGUUUCGAUCGAGUAUGAAUGAGGGCAAAUGGCCGAGCCAGGGUAUUUCAUACUGCGUAGGGUUUUUGGGCAAUGUCGCCACGUUUGUUGGCGCAGAUGCGAGCGUGCAUUUGGCCGAGGAAGUGUCCAACGCGGCGACGACCAUUCCGCGGGUUAUUACUUGUAGUAUGAUCUUGAACGGCAUUGUUGGGUUUAUUAUGAUGAUCACGCUGCUGUUUUGCUUGGGUGAUGUUGAUUCGGUGAUGGACAGCAACACGGGCUUUCCGUUCUUAUCAAUAUUCAAAAACAGCGUCAAGUCCACCGCCGGAGCUACCGUCAUGGGCGCCGUCGUCCUGAUCCUCACCUGGGCCUGCGCCACCGGCAUCAUCACCUCGUCGUCGCGCAUGACAUGGGCCUUUGCGCGCGACCGCGGCACUCCAUUCUCACGCAUUCUCAGCAAGGUCGACCCGCGGACGCAAGUGCCCAUUGUUGCCAUCUGCGUUGUGGUUACGAUUGCCUGUCUCUUGACGCUGAUCAACAUUGGAUCCCCGACGGCGUUUAACGAUGUGAUCUCGCUCACAAUUACCGGGUUUUAUGGGAGUUAUCUAGUGCCAGCGAGCUUGUUGUUGUAUCAUCGGUUGAAGCAAGGGAAUAUCCUACCCCACGGAUCUGUGGUAGAUGGACAGGACAUUGAGAAUCCUCUUGAAACUAGGGAUGCUGCUGCCACCGCCGAUCUUCCCAAAGACGAAAUACCCAAAAAGGAGACUUCAACCAAUCCCGUCACUGACGACGGUGACGAACAAGGAAGAAUCACUUUUGCGCCAACGCAGCUCGUCUGGGGCCCCUGGCACAUUCCGGGCCUGUUGGGGAUUAUCAACAACGUAUAUGCGUGCUUGUACAUGGUGUUUGUCAUUUUCUGGUCCGUGUGGCCACCGGCUACGCCCGUGGCUGCGGAUACAAUGAAUUACUCUGUGGUUGUGACCGGGGGUGUGAUUAUUUUCAGUAUUGUGUGGUACUUUAUCCGGGGUAGGAAAGAGUACAAGGGGCCAUUGGUGGACAAGGAGGUUGUGGAGAUUAUCAGGGGGGUACAUGGUGAUUUAUAG